Molecule: messenger RNA, 1497 nt
Organism: Oryzias latipes (Japanese medaka)
Lineage: Eukaryota; Metazoa; Chordata; Actinopteri; Beloniformes; Adrianichthyidae
Gene: vhl
Product: von Hippel-Lindau tumor suppressor
Source: RefSeq, a predicted model, not a curated record
GGGGGCGUGUCCUCUUGCUACCGGAAGAGAAAUGUAAACAGAAAACAGCGCUCGAAUUGUCGACUUGUUUGUUGAAGAACCUUUUGAAAGUUUGUUUGCGUAGUUAUUCCUUUCACAGAUAAGCUAAUGCCAGUUUAUUUUGGAGGAAUACUUUUUUUUAUGCCGAAGACUUUUCAAAAAUCGAGCUAGCCACUGAGCUAACGAAAGCAUCAUACGCAGUAGUGGGCCGCUGUUUUGCUAGCAAGCGCCGAUGCCUCAAGAAGGGGAGCGGCCUCUUCCCCUCAUUCGGUCUUUAAACUGUCGCGUCCCCGUCAGCGCUGUGUUCUGUAACCGCACGCCGUAUGUCGUGAGGCCGCUAUGGAUCGACUACAGCGGAGUUCCUCAGGCAUACGAGGAUCUGAAGCCUGGAUCCGGGCGACGAAUGACCACCUACGUAGGUCAUCCCUGGUUGUUCAGAGAUGCAGUAACAGAUGAGCCUUUAAAGGUGAACGGAAAAGAGUUCUUUCUUCCUAAACCAGCAGAGAAUGGAGAUGUGUCUGUUAUCAUCACUUUACCAGUCGACAGCCUCAAGGAUCGAGCUCUUCACGUCAUCCGAUGUCUGGUACAGCCAGAGGACUACAGGAAGCUGGAAAUAGCUCGCUGUCUCCACGAGGAGCUGGAAGAUCAGCCGAACGUGUUGAAAGACCUCCAGCACAUUAACAGGCUUGUCGAGCGACGUAUGCAAGAGAGAAACCAAGACCAGGAUGUGUAGGAAACCAGAGGGAUGUUGCCAACAUGCUCACAGCAAUACUGAACUGCACCACCAAAGACUGCAAAGACAUAACAAUGCUGUAAAAUAAGACAAAUUCCUGAGGUUCUUUGCAGAUAAAUAUAAAGAAUAUUGCACAAAAAAACAAACAAAAAAGAUUUACUUACAUCUUCUGUUGUCCACUUUCCUUUUUUCUAUUUUUCAAUAGUUUGAGAAAACAAAUGGAACAUUUUUAGAGCAUGAAGAGACUUGUUCUAUUUUAUCUUUUUUUUUUUUAAAGUUUGCUUUUCCGUAUAAGAUUUUCAACUAACAAGACAUAGAAAGGAAACCCUCAGUCUGAAAAGUAUAGUAAUGUUAAUGUUUCGUUCUAACUGCUGCUUUUGCUUUUUGUGUUUAUCAGCGACUGAACCUCUUACUGCUUUGUCUAAAAACAGCUGUGAUGAGCAACACAAUGAACUAUAGUUAAAAGGUUUUUUUUAAAGUUGCGAGCAUUUGUAACUCCAUGUGCUUAGCUCCCCGGUUCUCAGAAUAAAAAAACAAAAAUCAUAGAAAGUCCAAACCAAAACACUAUAGCAUUGUGUACUAUGUUUUUACAAAACGCCAAAAGGAAGGAAUGUUAGUGAAGACAUAAUGUAUCUUACACUGUUUGUGGAGACUUGGAUCAACUGCUGACAAAACUGUUAUUAUUUCAUGUUUUCUUUUUAAUUAAAGUUAUAGUUUUACCAAUAAAUUUGGUUUUUAAAGUAAAA